AUGUCGGACGGCGGAAGGGGACAGCCUAUCAACAAUAAAGCCUUUUCGAAGACUUUGUUACUCCCAAAGACAGCAUUUCCUCUUUGGACCGACCCGUCGAAGACUGAUCUCGCAUUUCGGAGCAAAACGUGCGACGGGUUGUAUAGGUGGCAGAACGAGCAUGCGACCGGGCCAUCCUUUGUCCUUCAUGACGGACCUCCAUAUGCCAAUGGGAAUCUCCAUAUGGGGCAUGCCUUGAAUAAAAUAUUGAAGGACAUAAUUAAUCGAUACCACGUAUCUUUGGGACACCGAGUACACUAUGUGCCAGGAUGGGAUUGCCACGGGUUACCCAUCGAGAAUAAGGCACUUCAAGGGCUCACAAGGGACAUUCAUAGUCUUUCACCACCCGUCAUUCGUUCCGCGGCAUUAAAGACUGCAAGGAAGGAGAUUGCACGCCAAAAGGAGGAAUUCCAGCAGCUCGGAAUAAUGGCAGAUUGGAGUGACGAGACGACGUAUCGCACGCUUGACCACGAGUAUGAGUUGAGACAGUUACGCGUGUUUCAGAAAAUGGUUGAGCAAGGUCUCAUCUAUCGUCAUUACCGCCCGGUGCACUACUCGCCGUCUUCCCGCUCUGCUCUAGCCGAAGCUGAAUUGGUAUACCGUGAUGAUCAUAUCUCUCAUUCCGUCUACGUCGCUUUUACGAUCGAUCCUCAGUCAGGAAGUAUGAGCUCCACGCUUCGAGGCUUGCUUGCCAAGGAGACGAGUGUGUGUCUACUGGUUUGGACCACGACACCAUGGACGUUGACUGCAAACAUGGGGAUUGCUGUGCAUACGGAUAUCGACUAUGUCUUAGUACGAUCAACGUCAGAAACAGCAGAUAAGGUCUUCAUCGUUGCGGCAGAACGCCUCUCUGCCCUGGCACAUGUCACCGGAGAGGUCGAGGUCCUUGCCAUUGUGAAAGGUUCUGACCUGGUUGGCACCGCCUAUCUACCCCUGUUUACGUCUAUCGCCCCGGCUAUCCAUCCUUCACAGCCGUUACGUAUCGUUCCUUCCUCGCAUGUUACCGCGGAAUCCGGCACGGGCCUCGUCCAUUGUGCCCCUGCGCACGGAGCUGAGGAUUACAAUGCAUUCCGGGCCCUUGGUCUUAUCACUUCUUCGUCAACUAUCCUCUGUCAUGUUGGCCGGGAAGGCACAUUCACUGAUGAAGUCGCUCAGGUAGUCGGGGAGACCGUAGGCAGGUUGUUAGGUGGUCAAGCAGUGCUGAAAGAAGGAUCCAUGGCCGUCAUCCAACUAUUAAAAGAAAUCGGAGUUCUUGUCAAAUUGGAGAAAAUCAAGCACCGUUAUCCGUACGAUUGGAAGACUAACGAGCCCAUCAUUGUAACCGCGACUUCUCAAUGGUUUGCAAAUUUAGACAACAUUAAGGAGAACGCGCUUCGGGCUCUCCAAGACGUGUCAUUCUUCCCACAAGCUUCUCGCAACCGCCUGGAAUCCUUCAUUAAAUCCCGAUCCGAAUGGUGCAUCUCGCGACAACGUGUUUGGGGCGUCCCCAUCCCCUCGCUCCAUCACAUUGCGACUGACCGUGCGAUUUUGGACUCGGAAACGCUUGACCAUAUUUUGAACGUUCUCCGGGACAAGGGUGUUGCGUACUGGUGGAAUGGACCUACUGAAGCGUUUGUCCCGCCAAAGCUGCUCGCGGACGGUCAAAACGCGAACGAGAUAUGGAGGAAGGGGACAGACACUAUGGAUGUGUGGUUCGACAGUGGUUCAUCGUGGUCAAUGCUGGAGACACGGGAGGGAAGACCCCACGCAGAUGUUUGCUUAGAGGGAUCUGACCAGCAUCGUGGGUGGUUCCAAAGCCAACUACUGACCGCCGUUGGAGUUUCCAGUCCCAACUCGCACGAUGCCAAGGCACCAUACGGGACCCUCAUAACACAUGGGAUGGUACUUGAUCAAGAGGGCAAGAAGAUGAGCAAGUCGCUAGGGAAUGUCAUUAGUCCGAUGAUGGUCAUCAGGGGAGGAGAGGACAAAAAAAAUGAACCAGCCUACGGAGCAGACGUCCUCCGUAUAUGGGCAGCAACUGUUGAGUAUUGGCGCGAUAUGUCCAUUGGUCCGACAAUCUUGGCCCAGGCGGCCGAGUCCCUGCGGAAACUACGCAAUUCGGCACGUUUCAUACUCGGCAACAUCGGCACAACAGAGCAUCGGAAGGAUUUUGUGCGGGUCGAACAGAAAGACCUCGGUUUAGCUGAACGAUACGUAAUGCACGAGUUGUAUAUCCUUGAGCGGACGGCAUUAGAUGGUUACAAUACCUAUAACUUCCCGAAAAUAAUCACUGCGCUCAAUUCCUUCGCAAACGUUACCAUGUCCUCUCUCUAUUUCGACAUCACUAAGGAUUGCUUGUACGCCGAUAGCGUGACAAGCUUCGAUCGGAGGGCUGUGGUCACUGUCCUUGAGCGGGUUCUAGAUACCAUGGUUCAUAUCAUGGCACCUGUGGUGCCUUACCUUGCCGAGGAGAUUCACCACGCUGUGAAGGGUAGUAGUGAUAAGUCAGUUGACCAAUCUGUGUUUACAAAAAAGUGGAUACCCUUGCCCGCGGAAUGGGAGGAUUCCUCUGCUCAUAGGGACAUGGCUGAACUACUCCGCAUCCGCGGUGCCGUGUUGUCCUUGCUGGAGAAAGCACGAGAGGAUAAAAAAUUAAAAAACUCAUUAGAAGCCGAAGUCGAUAUUCUUGUACCAGAUGGCACCUCGGAGGGUGUGCCGCUCGUCGAACUUUUAAGGCGCGAAGAGUCCUUCCUCAAGACACUCUUUAUUGUGUCCGAUGCGUCAUUGGCUGAUGAGGGAUCGUUGGGUACUUCGUCGCCGGAGUGGACGUACUCCGACUCGAUACCAAUAAUGGGCUCCGAGGAAGAGAUAGUGGUUCGUGUUCGCACCGCAACCCAAAGCAAGUGCCCCAGAUGUUGGACGUAUACGCGGCCUGAAGAGGACAUACUCUGCGAGAGAUGCUCAAAGGCUGUUCCAACUCCAGCAUAAAGUCUCUUACAUCGCAAUCUUUAUUCGUAGAUAUUCCCAAUGUAACUUAUCACCAGCGCAACUCAGUAUUUUGGGUCUUCAUCGC
Heterobasidion irregulare TC 32-1 is the source of this 3091-nucleotide messenger RNA. RefSeq lists its product as uncharacterized. Lineage: Eukaryota; Fungi; Basidiomycota; Agaricomycetes; Russulales; Bondarzewiaceae. Bases 1 to 3006 code for a protein of 1001 amino acids. Gene Ontology annotation, biological process: isoleucyl-tRNA aminoacylation. Gene Ontology annotation, molecular function: tRNA binding; isoleucine-tRNA ligase activity; ATP binding. The record is from RefSeq and is a predicted model, not a curated record. The transcript is spliced from 20 exons. Gene Ontology annotation, cellular component: cytosol.